UUUUCGCGUUAUUUAUUAUGAUUUAAUUUACAAAUUACAGACAAAAUAUUAAACCAUGGAUCCAAUUAGAACAGAAACCACGAAAUUAGCAGAGAUGAUGGACAUAAUGUUUAGAAUGUGCGGCGACAGUCCACUCGCGUGCAAAGCGGACCUCAACACCAAGACGAGUGAGACGAGAGACAAGGGAGAGAAGGAAAGGACACAUCUCUCCCACGCUGACAACACUCCCAAUGGUUCCCCCGACAGUGCUAUUCGAAGGAAAUCCGAACAGGAGUUCAAGUCGGCUCGCUCGAUUCACGCCUUGAUGCACAACACGCAGAUUUUACAUGCGGCGGCGGCGGGCUCGCGCUGGGCGCCGUACCAGCUGGCGGGCUGGGCGUUGCUUGUGCUAACCGCGCACGCGCUCUCUGCGUUUAUAGACCUGCUAAACGCCGCGAUACCGCCGCUCAGACGCUUGUGCGAUUACUGCUGCGGUUUCGCGGCGCGGCGUUGGACGCAGUGCGGGCGCGCACGCUGGUGCGGCGCGAGUGCGGGCGUAGCGGGCGGCGCGUUAUGGCUUACGUACGGCGUAUUGAACGCAGCGCGCGCCGCAGCCUUGUGGGCGGUGCAACCGAUGGCCACGCCCAUAACCGAUAGUACAGAUGAUUGAGCAAGAAGCAAUUAUUUACAGUUGAGGUGGUAACAGUGAGAAAAAGUUGGUAUUUUAGACAAAUUGUAGAGUAAAUAAAUUUUUGGAUUACAUUUUACUAGUGUUUUUUCUUUUGCAAAUCACAACU
Molecule: messenger RNA, 776 nt
Organism: Aricia agestis (brown argus)
Lineage: Eukaryota; Metazoa; Arthropoda; Insecta; Lepidoptera; Lycaenidae
Exons: 5
Coding region: 56-649 (197 amino acids)
Source: RefSeq, a predicted model, not a curated record